This is a messenger RNA of Perkinsus marinus ATCC 50983, 1557 nucleotides long. RefSeq lists its product as hypothetical. The transcript is spliced from 7 exons. Lineage: Eukaryota; Perkinsozoa; Perkinsida; Perkinsidae. Bases 1 to 1557 code for a protein of 518 amino acids. The record is from RefSeq and is a predicted model, not a curated record. Gene Ontology annotation, molecular function: GTPase activity; GTP binding; palmitoyltransferase activity.
AUGACUAGUCUCUCUCCCGAUGGGCGCAGUCCCGGCACGUUAGACCUCGCCAUGGUUGCUCGAGAGCUCCGGGCGGCCCGGGACGAGCCUCCCUCCUCUCGAAAUUUCCCGAAGGAGUGGUAUGGAAUAUUUGUACGUAAGAACGGCUUUACCAAACCACUGAGCAAACUACAACUCCUAUCGUGGAUCACCUUCACCGUUGAUGUCGUUCUCGGUGCCAUUAUAGCAGUGCCAAUCCUACUGAGUGAAUCACGCUGGUUUGGAUGGCUGAUCUCAACGUUGUGGUUGAUCAGCACUAUACUGCUCAUCGGUUCCACGUACACAGCGACUCACUGCGAUCCUGGUCGUAAAUCAAGACCCCUCGAGAGCACCCGCUUCUGCCUGUUCUGCAAGCGUAAUGUGAGCGCUGAUGCUAAACACUGUCGACAGUGUAACAAAUGCAUAGACGAUUUCGAUCACCACUGUGAGUGGCUCAACAACUGCAUUGGUCGUGAGAACUACACCGCCUUCAUUUUGGCCGCUACCUCAGCUUUCAUCUUCACGACACUCCUAGUCGCAUUUUCCGGUCUGGAGAUCAGCCGAUAUAUUGGUGAUGGUUCGGAGGCUACCGUUUAUCGUUGGAAACGGGUUUACAAUAGAGCUGAUGAUGAAACAGUAGUUGGUCUGUCACUAACCCUUUUACUGGUGAACCUACCUCUAACAUUGUGUACAUUACAGCUAUUAGCAUUCCAUGCGUUCUUGGCUUACAAAGGACUGACUACGUACGAAUACAUCGUGUAUAAAUUAAACGGAGAAGAGGCGGAGCGAAGCAGACCUCCACAAGGAAGGAAAGUUUGGAAUCGAUUCAAGUCAUUGCCGACUAUCAUGGACUGGUUCGUAUUCAUUGGUCGGUCGAAGAGAUCUUCUGGUGAAGCUCGAGAGGGUUCACCUCCGUUACAAGUUGACAUUGAAAUUCUCAUCGGUGACUCUGGUGUUGGCAAGUCCUGCUUACUACUACGAUUCGCCGACGAUAGCUUUACGGAGAGCUACAUCACCACUAUUGGAGUCGAUUUCAGAUUCAGAACUAUCCCGGUUAGUGACAAAACUGUGAAACUACAAAUUUGGGAUACAGCCGGGCAGGAAAGGUUCCGUACAAUAACUUCUGCGUACUACAGAGGAGCAGAUGGGAUUAUGAUGGUUUAUGACUGUACGCACAGGGAGUCAUUCGAAAAUAUUGAUAAUUGGCUUAGUGAAGUGAAUCGUUACGCUAACGACUCGACUGUGAAGAUUUUAAUAGGAAAUAAAUCUGAUCUCAAGGAGGACCAGCAGGUCACUCCAGAGGAGGGGGAGCAGAAGGCGAAGGCCUUGGGCUUUUCUGGUUUCAUUUUAACGAGCGCCAAGGACUCAUCCAAUGUGGAGAAAGCAUUUUCAAUGGUCUCGCAGUCUCUCAUUGAUACACGUGCGGCUGCGGCUGCUGGUCAGGACGGUAACCGGCAACAGAGUGGAGGGAUUAUGCAACUGCGCAACGCGGGAUCGUCAGUGUCGGGCUACUAUCCUUCAAAUUGCUGUGGUCAGUGA